GGUCCUGCGAGUUUACAGCACCCAGACCAAGCGAGUGGCCUUCAAUGUCACCAAGAUGCCAUCGGGCUCGGGAGCUGAAGGAGAGGUGAGGAGCUUUCGGAUGUUCCACGAUGACAGCAUGAAGUCGUUCUUCCGCAGGCUCAGCUUCACCCCUGAUGGCUCCUACCUGCUCACUCCAGCUGGCUGUGUGGAAUCUGGAGAGAACGUUACCAACACAACCUAUGUUUUCUCCAGAAACAAUCUUAAAAGGCCCGUGGGUCACCUGCCCUGUCCUGGCAAGGGCACUCUGGCUGUUCGCUGCUGCCCUGUGUUCUUUGAGCUGAGAGGAGCCUCUGCUGCAGAUGGAAUCAGUCCCAAAUCCCCCCCUGCCCUGUUCAGCCUCCCCUAUCGAUUGGUGUUUGCUGUUGCCUCAGAGGAUUCUGUGCUCUUCUAUGACACUGAGCAGUCCUUCCCCUUUGGUUAUGUCUCCAACAUCCACUACCACACCCUGAGUGACAUUUCAUGGUCCAGUGAUGGAUCCUUCCUGGCCAUUUCCUCCACGGACGGGUACUGCUCCUUCGUCACCUUCGAGGAGGAUGAGCUGGGAGUGCCCCUGAAGGAGAAGCCCCAGAUCCCUGUCAGGACUCCUGCAGGAACAGCAGCAGACAAGAAAGCCAAGAAAAGCCAAUCCCACAAAGUGAUUUCCCCAGGUUCCAGGCUGCCAGAGGGGACCCCUCCCAGCAAGGAUCCCCCAGUGCAACCCCGGACCCCCAGCACUGCUGGGAUGGAGCUGCCUUCAACCCCUGUGGGCAUCAAAGCCACCUCAGUGCCAUCCCCUGUGGGCAUCAGAGCCACCCCAGUGCCAUCCCCUGUGGGCAUCAAAGCCACCCCAGUGCCAUCCCCUGCCACCCCUGUGGGCAUCAAAGCCACCCCAGUGCCAUCCCCUGGCACCCCUGUGGGCAUCAAAGCCAUUCCAGUGCCAUCCCCUUCAACCCCUGUGGGCAUCAAAGCCAUUCCAGUGCCAUCCCCUUCAACCCCUGUGGGCAUCAAAACCACCCCAGUGCCAUCCCCUGGCACCCCUGUGGGCAUCAAAGCCAUUCCAGUGCCAUCCCCAGAGGAGAGGAGGAGCAGCCAGGGCAGCAGAGCCCCCCAGCCCAGGAGGGUUGCCCUCACCACUCUGCAGUCCUGUUUCAAAACACCCAGGAGAAUAAACUUGAUUUCCUUGAAGCCAGACACCCCAACCUCUGCACAUCCAGAGCCAGCCCCCAUCCCCAUCCCUCCUUCCUCAGAGCAGGACCAUGAGAAGCCAUUGCCAUCUGAUGAGAGCCUGCAAGCUCCCCCAGCCCCAAAACGUGCCAGGACUGAGGAUUUGCCCCUUCCUGCUCCUGCUGGAGACCAAACCAGCUGUGAGCCCAACAAAUAAAGGCUGAGCACACCCU
Molecule: messenger RNA, 1418 nt
Organism: Zonotrichia albicollis (white-throated sparrow)
Lineage: Eukaryota; Metazoa; Chordata; Aves; Passeriformes; Passerellidae
Source: RefSeq, a predicted model, not a curated record